CACAACUGUUUAGUAUAAAAUUAAAUUGGAAAUCAAUAAUAACGAGCAAGUGAUGUACUAUUUCGAGUCGACAGUAAGUAGGUCUGAUAAUGUUUAUUGUAAUAAGAAGAUAAUUAUGAUACGAAACAGCACAAGAGGCCAAAACCACGAGCAGAGAAGUUCUGUUUCUUCUCCAAAAUUCAUGUGACCCUUGUCGAAUUCAUUCCUCCAUCUCCAUCUUCUUCGAUCUGUGUUCUUCAUUUGUCUGGCCAAAUCUCAAAAUCCCGAAAAUUCAACAAGAAUCAUCUUCAUCAUGAAAGAGGAUAACAAGAAGACGAUGACGAAGCAGAUAACGGCGAGGCGCGACGACACGCCGCUACACACGGCGGUCAGAGAAGGCAAAACAGAGAUUCUCUUAGAGAUGAUCGGCGAACACGACGACGACGGCGCAGAGCUGAAAGAGCUGCUAGCGGAGCAAAACCAGUCAGGUGAAACGGCUCUGUACGUUGCGGCCGAGUUCGGCCACACCGACAUGGUCAAGAUUCUGAUGAAACACUCCGACUCCGUCUUAGCCGCAACCAAAGCCAAAAACGGCUUCGACGCCUUCCACAUCGCCGCCAAAAACGGCAAUCUAAAGGUUCUUGAUGUGUUGAUGGAGGCAAACCCAGAGCUCUCGUUUACAUUCGAUUCAUCCAAAACGACAGCGCUUCACACGGCGGCUUCACAAGGCCACGGAGAGAUCGUUUGUUUCCUGUUGGACAAAGGUGUGGACUUAGCAGCUAUUGCGAGAAGCAACGGUAAAACCGCUUUGCACUCUGCCGCUAGAAACGGGCACACGGAGAUCGUGAAAGAGCUGAUUGGGAAGAAAGUGGGAAUGGUUACGAGAGUGGACAAGAAAGGUCAAACCGCGCUUCAUAUGGCGGUUAAAGGACAGAACGCUGAGAUUGUUGAUGCGUUGAUGAAAGCAGAUCCUUCGUUGAUCAAUGCUGCUGAUAAUAAAGGCAACACUCCUCUGCAUAUCGCUGUCCGUAAAAACAGAGCAGAGAUUGUUCAGACGGUUUUACAGUACGAUGAAGUGAGUAGAGUGGCGGUUAACAAAUCAGGAGAGACAGCUCUUGACAUCGCUGAGAAGACCAGCCUUCACGAGAUUGUAUCGCUUCUUCAGAAGAUCGGUAUGCAGAACGCAAGAUCCAUCAAACCAGCUGCAAGUGUUGAACCAUCAGGCUCCUCUAAGAAACUGAAAGAAACGGUCAGCGAGAUAGGCCAUGAGGUGCAUACUCAGCUCGAACAAACCGUGAGAACUAGAAGAGAAAUCCAAGGAAUCGGCAAACGCGUCAACAAGAUGCACACGGAAGGACUCAACAACGCCAUCAACUCCACAACCGUCGUAGCCAUUCUCAUAGCAACCGUUGCCUUUGGAGCUAUCUUCAACGUUCCAGGCCAAUACACGGACGAUUCGAAAAACGUUCCUUCGGGGUUUACACUAGGAGAGGCGAGAGCAGCUUCUAGGCCCGAGUUCUUGAUCUUUGUAGUGUUUGAUUCUUUCGCGCUCUUCAUUUCUUUAGCUGUUGUUGUGGUUCAGACAUCGGUUGUGGUUAUAGAGAGGAAAGCUAAGAAGCAGAUGAUGGCGAUUAUCAACAAGCUAAUGUGGAUGGCUUGCAUAAUGAUCUCGGUGGCGUUCUUAUCGCUGUCUUUCGUUGUUGUGGGUGAUAAGGAGAGGCCAUUGGCGAUUGGUAUAACCGCCAUUGGAGCUUUGAUCAUGGUUUCAACGCUUGGGACUAUGUGUUAUUGGGUGGUUGCUAAUAGGAUUGAAGGGUCUAAGUCGUCUCCAGCUUCAAUGAUGUCAGAUGCUGAUUUAGUUGAUCACAAGCAUAACCGGAAGCUUUAUGCGGUUUGAUUGGAAUGAAAAAGAGAGCAGUUAUAAAAACAUUCAAGAACAGAGAGAUUUUUGUAUCCAGAAAUAAAAGGAGAUCUCUUUGUUUGUGAAGAUUCUGUAUAUGUAAUGUAAGAAAUGAAAAAUAGUAUAUACCAUUGUAUAAGCGUUUACAUGAACAUUACGUUGCAAGUAACAUAAGAAAUGUAAUGGAUUACUUAUC
Molecule: messenger RNA, 2075 nt
Organism: Brassica oleracea var. oleracea
Lineage: Eukaryota; Viridiplantae; Streptophyta; Magnoliopsida; Brassicales; Brassicaceae
Product: ankyrin repeat-containing protein At5g02620
Exons: 3
Coding region: 293-1876 (527 amino acids)
Cellular component (GO): plasma membrane
Molecular function (GO): protein phosphatase 1 binding; protein phosphatase regulator activity
Source: RefSeq, a predicted model, not a curated record